UUUUCAUUGAAUUAUGAGUAUAAAUUGAUACAAGUAGAAGUUGUGAUAUAAAGAAGCGGGUGGUGCGCGCUUUGAAUUGAGUGAGUGAAGAAGAGAGUAAAAAUUGGAAGGAAAUGGAAGAGCCACUGUUGGAAGGAGGCGAAGCUCAUCAUCAUCAGGCUCUCAGGUCAAACUUCUUCUCUAAACUGCCUGAGAAGCUCCGAGGAGGCCUUCACCCUCAAACCCCCUUUCAUCUCGAUCUCUCCGGCUUAUUCCAAGGGGAGAAAGAAUACUACGAAAAACAAAUUGCGACUUUGAAGUCCUUUGAAGAAGUUGAUUCCCUGCACUGCUCUCAUUAUAACGAAGAAGAGGCGGAGAGAUCAGAAGAGGGUCAGCAUGAAAGGGCCAUGAACAUCUCCAAUUCCGCAAACAUCUUUUUGCUUGCUUUGAAGGUUUAUGCCACCGUGCAGAGCGGAUCCCUAGCAAUCGCAGCGUCCACACUGGAUUCUUUGCUCGAUUUGAUGGCAGGUGGCAUCCUGUGGUUCACACACGUGUCAAUGAAGAAUAUUAACAUUUACAAGUACCCUAUUGGAAAGUUGAGAGUCCAACCGGUGGGCAUUAUCAUCUUUGCCGCAGUCAUGGCUACUCUAGGAUUUCAAGUGUUGGUGGAAGCAGUGCAACAACUGAUUAAAAACGAGGCACCAGAUAAAAUGAGUUCACACCAAUUGUUUUGGCUGUAUACUAUCAUGCUGGCAGCUACUGUCAUAAAACUUGUGCUGUGGCUUUAUUGCAGAAGCUCUACAAACAAGAUUGUGCGAGCAUAUGCUAAGGUCCAGAUGACGACGCUUUCUUCACAACUAGCUUCGACCACCGGAAGGAGGCGGCGAUUGUGUAGGAUGGAAAUAAUGUCAUUAAGAUGUCAAUAUUGUUGUUAAAGAUGGCAAUAUUGUCGUUAAGAUGGCAAUAUUGUUGUGAGAUUACUUAGUCAUAUCAGAUCAAAGGUUAGGGCACAGAUCUGCAGUGCUCCACUCAGGGAGGUUGCGGCGGCCGGUGGUAACGCUGGAUAAGGUCUUGGAUGAAGUCUCAGGUGACGCCUUUGGUGGUGGUCCUGACACAGGUGGUGGCGGCGCUAACGCAGGUGACGCCGGCGACAGUGGUGGUGUCGGAAAAUGUGGAGGCCAAUGGUGAAAUAGCCUUCGCCGGUGGCGACAAGAGCGGCGGCGGCGGCGAAUCAGGCAACCGGUGGUGAUUGUAUAGAGGAGGCGGUGGACAUCGUGCCCAAGGGUUUUGUCGAUGUCUUCCUGUUGUACUACUUCAUUUUAUUACUUUGCUUUAAAUAAUUAAUACUCCGUAAUUAAUAAAGAUACCUAUUUGAGAUUUCAUUAAGGGUACUUUAGUCAGGUUAUCUUUAUUUAGUCCUACCGAAUCUCACGAAUAGUUGAACUCCUAUUUGUGCAUAAUUGUUAUAUUUUACUCCUAUAUGGGUAAUUAACUCUUAAUUGAUUGAUUGACCAAAACCUCAACCCAGAACAAAUCAGGAUGCUUUAAUUUUACACUCCCAAACUGUUUUCCCGUUUUGAACUACUACCUUCAUCCCAAAUUGAUUUGCAAAUUUGACUUUUCUACGUCAAACAGUUCUAUUUUGUUCACUUAGUUAGGAUAUCAAUUUUUAAUUAUAUUCUAAUUUUUAAAAAUUGAAUUAAUUAUCCAUAGGGAGGAUUGACUUAUAUUAUUGAUUGACCAAAAAAAGUUGACUUUACAAAACAAAUAGGGACGGAGGGAGUAGAACAGUACCCGGUUCUCUCUCUCUCUCUCUCUCUCUCUCUCUCUAUAUAUAUAUAUAUAUAUAUAUAUAUAUAUAUAUAGGAACACUUCCGGUAAGGUAUACCUUACCGGAGCCGCCGUGCGGCCUCCACGUUUUGAGGGCCUUCCCGGUGGGAUUUUCGAUGAAUUUUUUUGAGUAUGUUCAUCAUCAAGUCUAGUACAUCCAUACCAAAUUUCAAUAAAAAAUUCAAUAGGGAAGACAGUCAAAUGAUUUUUGGAAGAUAAUUGCGUUUUAUAUGUAUAUAAAGGGUGCAGUUAUCUUCCAAAAAUCAUUUGACUGUCUUCCCGAUUGAAUGUUUUAUGAUUUGAUUAUUAAUUAAGACAUUUCAAAAGCUGAAAGGGUAUAUUUGUCAAAACACACAUAACUAGUCCUACUGGAGGGUAUUUAAAAGAUGUAGUCCUAUUUGUGCUCUUUAAUCACUUUUUUGUUCUAUUUAGGUAAUUCACUCUAAGUUUAAAAGGAUUUUACAAAAAUCAAACAAUCCUAAUUUUUGGGAAUUUCCGUAAUAGGACCAUUACUUUGACGUGGUAACAAAUGUUGUUGGGUUGGUAGCUGCCAUACUUGGUGAUAGAUUCUAUUGGUGGAUUGAUCCCGCCGGAGCAAUAGCCCUUGCUGUCUAUACAAUUACCAAUUGGUCAGCCACAGUCCUGGAAAAUGCAGUUUCACUAGUUGGACAGUCAGCUUCACCAGAGGUUCUGCAGAAGCUAACAUAUAUGGUCUUGAGGCACGACCCCAGAAUAAAACGAGUUGACACCGUUCGAGCGUACACAUUUGGUGCUCUCUACUUCGUUGAGGUGGACAUAGAGCUUCCUGAAGAGUUGCCGCUCAUUGAAGCGCACGCGAUAGGAGAGUCGUUGCAAAUAAAAAUUGAAGAGUUACCAGAAGUGGAGCGCGCAUUUGUUCAUCUGGAUUAUGAGUGUGACCACAAGCCAGAACACUCAGUUCUGAGUAAAAUCCCCGACAAUAAUCCUUAGGAUCGUGUGUGUAUCAUGCUAUGUAUGCAUAUGAAUGAUAGUCCAAGAGAACGCCCACAAGACUGACACAACACCUAUCAUUUAUUGGAAGUUGAAAAAAAUAGGAGUACUUUUAAGGGAAAACUGUUAAUUUGGUCCUCGUAUUUUCAUGAAAAAAUCAAUUAGGUACUCAUACUUUAAAAAAAAAAUCUAUCAAAUCCCUGAACUAUGUAAAAACGUUCAAUUGAGUCCAAUUGUAGGUUACUUGCCAUAUCAGCAGGUCAUUCGAUGACGUGGCACACAUGUGGCAGCCAAUCGGCAAUAUUUUGCUGAUGUGGCACACAUGUGGAAGUCCAGUCAGUCAAUUGCUGAUGAUGUGCCACACAUGUGGACCUCCAUGUGUACGCCACGUCAGCGGGUGACCUGCUGACAUGGCAAAUAAUCUGCAAAUGUACUCAAUUGAACAUUUUUAUAAAGUUUAGGGAUUUGAUUGAUUUUUUUAAAAGUAAGAAGAUUUAAUUGACUUUUUCAUGAAAGUACGACGACCAAAUCGAGGGGUUUCCCUACUUGUAAAGAUGAUCAUUUUAUAUUAAUUCUUAGUAUCGAGAUGGUUAUCCAUAUUGAACUUGGGAAUUGUUCAAUUGAUUUAUUAUAUUUUCAUAUAAGAUCGUUUCGAAUGAGAUCAAACUUAGACAAAUCAUAUCAAAAUAUACCUAAUGAGACUAGUAUACAUGAAAUCGCAUUUC
This is a messenger RNA of Cuscuta epithymum, 3503 nucleotides long. NCBI's taxonomy places the organism in Eukaryota, Viridiplantae, Streptophyta, Magnoliopsida, Solanales, Convolvulaceae. The record is from the annotation of a GenBank genome assembly.